Messenger RNA from Leptopilina heterotoma, 1281 nucleotides. Its product is annotated as odorant receptor Or1-like. Lineage: Eukaryota; Metazoa; Arthropoda; Insecta; Hymenoptera; Figitidae. Bases 1 to 1281 code for a protein of 426 amino acids. Gene Ontology annotation, cellular component: plasma membrane. The transcript has 7 exons. Gene Ontology annotation, biological process: detection of chemical stimulus involved in sensory perception of smell; sensory perception of smell. Gene Ontology annotation, molecular function: olfactory receptor activity; odorant binding. The record is from RefSeq and is a predicted model, not a curated record.
AUGGAUAUUUAUAAAACUGAAACGUUUGCGAAGAAAGUGAAACCACACCUUCAUAUAAGAAUUUGUUUGAAAAUUUUACGUUACACGGGAACGUGGCCACCUGAGGAGUUAGGCUCUACUCGUGUCUUAUUCUUCAUUUACAGCAUUUUUGCUUUUAUAUUUAUUUUAGGAAUUUACAAUGUCGUUCAAUUUGUGAAUAUUAUUAAAAAUUAUAAUGACGUCAAUAAACUUGCAUCGGGAGGUCCUCUAUUCAUCACUAAUGCUUUAAAUGCAUAUAAAUUUAUAACAAUUAUUCGAUAUCAUCGAAGAAUAUAUAAGCUUCUUUCAAUUAUCGACAGUCCCAUGUUUUCCAAAGAUAACGUAAGAUAUGAAAGAAUAGUUUCGUGGUACGCGUGGCAGGGAAUAUUUCAUCAUGGUGUUUAUCAAAUAUUUGGAUUUUUUGCUGUAUUUUUCUGGGCAUCAGUUCCAUUAUACAUUAUUAUAAAUGAUAAAGAAAAUAAGGAAAAAGAGUUGCCAUUAGAUGCUUGGUAUCCUUACGAUACAACUGGCGCAUUUGCCUUCAUUAUAACAUGGGCACAUCAGGGAAUUGCAAUUCUUUUAUGUUGCAUUAAUAAUUUAGCAAUUGAUUCAUUUAUUGCCGGCUUAAUAAAUGUGGCCUCGUGUCAAUUUGAAAUAUUAAAAUGGAAUUUCUCAUCGUUGGCAAAUAAUAUUGAGGAGGAAAAUAUUUCAUCAAACUUGAAUGAAAAUGAAUUGAAAAUAUAUAAAUAUAAAAAAAUUAAUGAUCAAAUUCGCAGUUAUAUACAACAUAAUUUGGCAAUAUUUGACUUUGUAACUGAAAUUGAAAACAUAUUUAGCAGAGUCGUUGGAUUACAAUUACUUUUGAGCUGCUUUGUUAUUUGUUUAUCGACUUUCUAUGUAUCUCAGGCUACAACAUUUACACCAGUGGAAUUUAUAGGAAAUUUUGCCUACGUCUUGUGCAUGACGUAUCAAAUUUUUGUUUACACCUUUCAGGGCAAUGAAUUAUAUCUUCAAAAUGAAAAUUUAUGUACAGCAAUUUACAUGGGAAACUGGUGGAAAUUAAAUACGCGCUACAAACGAGAUCUGUACAUGAUUAUGAUUAGAACACGAAGACCACUCGUUGUUUCUACUACUUUUCUUAUUAAAUUGACAAUUCCAACGUUUAUGUCAGUAAGUUUCAUUUUUCUCUUUAAUAAUAUUUUUUACUUUUUAAAGUACACUACCGUCGGGAAUUAUCGGUACGACUGCACGCGCACGGGUUAA